CUUUUAACAUAUGGGCCAUCAUGGGCUGUUCGAUCAGCGUCUGUCAAGGUCCUGCCGGGUUUAAGCGGUGAAAACACAGAAACGUCAAAGGCUGCGGGCGGAAGUGGUGGGCAAAUCAUCUGAUCGAAAAGGGGAUCGACUGCCGCAUGCAACAUGGCUUCGUGGCGGGUUUGGCAGGCCGUCUGGGUGUGUGUGUUGGCUCUGCCGCCGGUAGCCCAGGCUUUCGAUGGGGGAGACGCGGUGGCGCUGCUGCUGGGACUGGCCCUCAGUGCGGUGGGAGUGUGUGCGUGCCUGGGCUGGUACUCGCGGAGGAGAAACCCACAGCUCUGAAGGAGAAGGCAAGAGUCUUCCAAAGGAGCGGCAGCGGGGGCCCCUCCUGGUCACUAGAGCCUUAUCCUUUUUAAAAAAACACACACACACCCACCACCACCACGACGAUCGAGCCCGGGAGAGGCGAAGCCGAGCAUCAGGAUGGACAGACGCGCCUUCGUUUGUACAGACUCUUUGUUCCGGCGCCGUGAGCCCUGGAAGCUGCCACUUUGCCAUUCCGCCUGUCCCUCUGCCUGGCUGGGCCCGUCCGUCACACGUGGAGAGAGAGGGGGGGGGGCG
This is a messenger RNA of Carcharodon carcharias (great white shark), 609 nucleotides long. RefSeq names its product small integral membrane protein 30-like. The transcript has a single exon. NCBI's taxonomy places the organism in Eukaryota, Metazoa, Chordata, Chondrichthyes, Lamniformes, Lamnidae. The coding region runs from base 154 to 330 and encodes 58 amino acids. The record is from RefSeq and is a predicted model, not a curated record.